AAAGACGCGCCCCCGUCCCUCCUCUCUGUCACCCGCUUCUCCCCUGCUGCGUGUGUGCAGCUCAGCUCAGCGUGGUUGGCCUGGGAGAGUGAGGGAGGGUGAGUGAGUGAGUGAGUGAGCGGUGUGUUGUAGUUUAUCCAAUGCGGAUUUCACAGUCACCGACUGCCUGCUCGAAAAGCCUCGGAUCCUCCAGGAUAGGCCGGGAUCGCCGCUGAAAGCCUUUUAACUUUACGGCUUUUUUUUUUUUUUUAAUUUUGUCUUAUUUUUUUUAAAUUUAUUUUUUGUUUUUACUAACAACAAAAGACCCGCAGUGAUCUGGAGACUCUUAAAAGCAGGACGAAGAUGCGGGGAAGAGACUUGUCCCUACGCCGCUAGGCUGAUCCCGGCAGAGGGGAGAGAGCUGAUCUGUGUCUGCGGCAGGAGUUUUGAGAGGAAAGCAGCGGCAGCAGAAAGGCGAGGAUGCUCGGCGGUCAGGGCGAGAGAUGAGCAGCGGACAUGGAGCGCCCUGAGAGUCGUGACAGAGAAGAGGAGCCCUCCCUGGCAUAGCUGCCUCUUCUCUCCUUCAGCCUGCUGAUCCCCUACCCUCCUUUUUUUAAACUUGUGGAGUAUUUGUUUUUGCUUUCGUCACAUUUCACCAUGACAACCUCCGCCCUGCGACGACAGGUGAAGAACAUUGUGCACAACUAUUCAGAAGCAGAGAUCAAGGUACGCGAGGCCACUUCCAACGAUCCAUGGGGCCCGUCGUCGUCUCUCAUGUCAGAAAUCGCUGACCUGACCUUCAACGUCGUGGCGUUCGCCGAGGUCAUGGGGAUGGUGUGGAAACGGCUCAACGACAGCGGCAAGAACUGGAGGCACGUCUACAAGGCGCUGACUCUGCUGGAUUACCUGCUGAAGACGGGAUCGGAGAGGGUAGCCCAGCAGUGCCGGGAAAAUGCAUUCACCAUUCAGACCCUGCGCGACUUCCAGUACGUGGAUCGGGACGGCAGAGACCAGGGGGCGAACGUUAGAGAAAAAGCGCGACAGCUGGUGUGUCUGCUGAAGGACGAGGACCGACUGCGCCAGGAGAGGAGUCAGGCGCUGAAGACCAAGGAGCGAAUGGCCGGGGGAGGAACGGGAGGGGGUAGUGGGGGUGGGGUUGGCGGCGGUGGCGGCAGCGGUGGCGGCGUGUACGGAGGUAUUCCUCCAUCAUAUCACCCUGGCAGACGUACAAGUCAGCCCAGCAUGGCUGUGCUGUACGGGGAGGAAUUCAGCCGCUCCAGAGGCUCGCCGUGCUCCUUCAACUCCUCGGCCUCGUCUCCCCGCGCCGCUUCAGACCUGGAGCAGGCCCGGCCUCAGACCAGCGGGGAGGAGGAGCUGCAGCUCCAGCUGGCGUUAGCCAUGAGCAGAGAGGAGAGUCAGAAGGAACAGCGCUGUCGCCAAGGAGACGACUCCCUGUUACAGAAGGCCCUGGACGAGAGCAGGAGAGAGAGCCAGUCAGAGAUGCACGAGUCUGCCAUGUUGGAACUGGUGGACAUAUUUGGAUCCUCGUCCGAGCCGCAGCCUCCCUCCAGCGACCCUUGGACAGCAGCUCAGCCUUCUUGUAACAUCUCCUCCAACCCCUGGGACUCUGUAGCAGUUCAGUCCAGCACUCCUGUGAUUAAUAGCCCCUGGGUGGCUCCAUCCUCCUCCUCCUCUAACAUGGCCAAUCCUUGGGCUCCGUGUACCAACUCACACCCGGAUCCUUGGGAAGCGGCACCUGCCCUCUCCAGUCCUCUUAAUAAUGCGUGGGACAGCCCAACAGAUGGUGAACAGGAAGGGACUGAUCCGUUCACUGCACAGGAAGAAGAAAAGCCUCAGCAGGAAGUUCCCAAAGCGUCCUCUCCGGAGCCCGCCAGCCCAACAGAUGCGGAGAUGUUUGCAGAUAGAAACGAGUCUGAACUCUUUCCUGAACUAGACUCCAACUCGGAUCCGUUUAAACCGGACCCACCAGCGAAACACCAGAUGAACGGUCGCAAGUCGGCCAGCCCGGAGAUGUUUGACCUCUCCCGUUUGGCGCCGCCUCUCAGCGCCCCGCCCGUUCGUGUGUGCCGGACUCCGGAGGCCUUCCUCGGACCCACAGGGGCCUCGCUGGUGAAUCUGGAGACUCUGAUUCCCCCGAAACCCCCUACGAAGAUGCAGAAUAACCCCUUCCUGUCAGGUCUGAGUGCACCGUCUCCCAACAACCCCUUCCACUGCGACCAGCCGCGGCUCACCCUCAACCAGAUGCGACCCUCGUCCACGUCUCCGCUGCCCCCUCACAUGCUGCCCUACAGCCCGUCGCUGCCCCUCCCUCUGCUCCACCAGCCCCCCGUCCUCCCCUCCUCCCUCACACAGCCUCCCUCUGGGCUCCUGGACCUGCCCUCUAACCUCCCCCAGCCGCUGCUGCCUCUCUCUCCUCGACCGGCACCUCGCGUUCAGACGCAAACGCACAGCCACAACCCUUUCCUUUGAGGCCGCUGCGGCACACAACCCGUGGACUCUUGAGGGAACGAUGUACGCCAGCUGCGGUAAACCUGUUGUAAAAGAGUGUGAACUGAUUUGUGGUCUGAUGUCAUUAACUUUCAGUGGAUGUAACAGAUCCAUACGGUGAAUCCGUGUCUGUCUAAAGACACGUCAGCUGCUAUAAAACCUAAACUCACUCUUUCAUGCACUCAAGCGUGCCUCAGGAUGCAUAAACACAAACACAACAACAAACUGACGGACUGUAUCUGAAAAGUCUGGUCUUUUUUUUUUUUUUGUGUGUGUGUCCUCUCAUCAACUUUGACGCUCCAAGCCCCGCCCCCCUCUGACCGCACCGCCAGACCGCUCCGUUUCAUGAAGCAACACUCUCUGAUUGUCCCCCAAGCGUCACUGGGAUCUUUGCUGCUGCUUCACCGACAAAAGCAUGAAUGCGUUUUACUCACAAGCCUGCAAGCGACGAUGUUCUUCUGAGAACCGGAGAUGAUGUACUUUUUAAUCUGAUGAUUUGAUCAGUAUGUUAAGCUUUCCGUUAGUGGAGGAGGCCCCAAACUGUGAGAUAUCAGAAAGCACAGAGCACAAAUUGAACUCAUGGACUCUCCUUCCUUUAGAUUACGACAUACAAUGUUGUGAAAAAGUACUUGCCUUCAUUAUAGAUCUCUUCACCUUUUGCUUUUUUGUCGUACCUAAAAUGUUUUGAUCACUAACAUUUUAGUAACGCCUCAAGAUAAACUGCAAAUAUAAAACACAGUAUUCAAAUUUGAAAAAGUAAUGGCUUCCUAAACUGAUUCACUGGCAGCAGUCAGGAGGAAGCAACUAGAAACUUAUUGAUUGCUGGUUGUGAGCCUUUUUCAUUACCUGGAGGAAUUUUGCCCCACUCUUCUUCGCAGAAUUGUUUAAUUUAGUAACAAUUGGAUGUCUGCUUAAAGUCGUCCUUCAGCAUCUCAACACAGGGUGUCUGCACAUCCUUAAAAAAUCUUAAGUUGAUGCAUCGAUCUAAAAUUAAGGCCUUAAAAUAUCUUAAAUUUGUUUUGAAAAUGUAAGUUGGCCUUAAAUAUGUAAAUUGCAGGUCUUAAAUUAUUGCACGUUUUUUAUGUCUUUGUUUUGUUUUCAGGACUUUUUUAUCAGGCGUCUCCAUUGUGGUCUGUGACCCGAGACGGUUGAGGCUGCUAUUAACUAGCUGCUAAUAUACUCUUGCUAGCUGGUUAGCUUUGCUGCUUCCAUCAUGGGUAAGUGGAAAUUUAGCGCCAUUUAAUUGUUGAAUUUGACGAUAAAUUUGAAUUCAUAGUUGCAUUAGUCAUGGACCAUUGGACCACCCCAGACCAUUGCACUGCCACCAUGUUUGAUUAGCAACCCAUCAAGGUGUGAUGGGAUGCCACUUUAUCUCAUGUUGUUAGAGAGGUUCGGUUUUUUCAGUUUCUUGAUAAAUUCAACUCUUCAGAUCUGGCAUUAAUCAGGCUCUGGUGUUAAACCAAAAAUAAGUGAUUUAUCCCAUUGAGAUUUAACAUAGGUUGCAAUUAUAUCUUUUGGCUUGGGUAGCUUUCUUCCUUAAUAAAUGAGGUCUGCUCUCUAUAGUUUCUUUUCUCUGUGUCUAAAAAUAAUGUAAUGAUCCUAAAUAUUUAGGAGUGACAAAGAUGCAAAAAUAGAUCAGUUUUGUGAGGGUGCAAAUACUUUUUCACGGCAUUGUAAAAUCGCCAUUACCUUUAAUAUCCUGAACUUUCCUCAGCAUCUUGUUCUAAGUUAACUCUGUCUCAUGUCAUUUGAAAGCAAAUGGUCCCUUCUGGACCUGAGGUAAGCCAGCGUACGAUUGAUUUUGCUACCUAACUGUGGACCUACUUAAAUCUCUGAUUGUAUCCGUGCCUGUUUCCACUGAUUGCCCAAACUUCACUCCCUUGAAGCCGCUGUAGAGGACUUCUGGAAGAAACUGUCACUCCUGUAAUGGGAUUCAACCGAAGCUAAUGAAAUUGAUGGAACUUAACUACAGAAAUCAAAUUACAGUCAGAUCAUAUACCUUACUUCAGAUGAAAUGCCUGAUGAGAAAGUAGGUAAAAGCGUAAAAGAACUGAUAACAGAUGUGAAGAUCUUGGCACACUGGCAGUUUGACAAUAAGAGGAUCAGAGAAAAAUCACACGAUGAGACAAUUUAUCACUGCACUGAACCUGGACUUGAAUGUGUAACGCCUGCCUAUAAACACAUACAGGCUUGGUACAUAUGUAUCUACUGAAAAAUAUAUUGCUGUAUUAUGAAAUAUUAUACCAAUAAACAGCUAGUGUUUGCA
Poecilia latipinna (sailfin molly) is the source of this 4753-nucleotide messenger RNA. It is a transcript of the gene epn3b, whose product is annotated as epsin 3b. The transcript is spliced from 12 exons. Bases 637 to 2469 code for a protein of 610 amino acids. Gene Ontology annotation, biological process: endocytosis. Gene Ontology annotation, molecular function: phospholipid binding; clathrin binding. Gene Ontology annotation, cellular component: endosome; plasma membrane; clathrin vesicle coat. The record is from RefSeq and is a predicted model, not a curated record. NCBI's taxonomy places the organism in Eukaryota, Metazoa, Chordata, Actinopteri, Cyprinodontiformes, Poeciliidae.